Molecule: messenger RNA, 4758 nt
Organism: Sebastes umbrosus (honeycomb rockfish)
Lineage: Eukaryota; Metazoa; Chordata; Actinopteri; Perciformes; Sebastidae
Product: proline-rich protein 36
Exons: 4
Coding region: 1387-4593 (1068 amino acids)
Biological process (GO): inhibitory postsynaptic potential
Cellular component (GO): postsynaptic density
Source: RefSeq, a predicted model, not a curated record
CAGGGGCUUGCAUGGCGACACGGAGAGGAGGUCAUGAUGGAGAGACGCAGAGAGAAAGGGGGAGAGAGGAAAAAGGAGCAAGACAGGGGGAACUGAGAGGAGCAUCUGAGAGGAUAACUGCCUGUUUGCUCACUCUUGUCUUCUUGCUCCCCCUCCUGUCCGUUCACUUCCACUCACAGCACAGGCACAGCUCAGACAGCUAGGUAGGCACAGCGGAGCCCAGAGCUCCGAGGGAUGGAUAAAAAGGUUCCCACGUGAAAGGCAUGAAUCCACAGAAGAAGAGGAGAGUGAGAUAGAAUAAGCAGAGAGGGAAGGAGAAAGAGGCGAGGUGAGGAGGAGAGGGAGACGAGAGAGAGAGGAGCAGAUGGACUCUACACAGAGGAGAGGAAACGGUGUGAAGCUCACCGAGCGGCAGUGACAGAGAGGUGGGAAUAAGAGCAAACAUGAACGCCAGAGGGAUGGAAGAAUGGGCUGAAGAGACGUGAAGGAAUAGCGGAGAAGAGGAGCGAGCGUUUUGUGGGAGAACACAAGAGGGGAGACAGGAAGAGAGAGAUGUGGAAUUCCAUGGUCUUCAACCAUGAGAGAAUGAGUCACUGAGAGAAGAACUGAGAAGAGAAAAGAGUGAUCAAAUCAAAAGGAACGGAAGGAGAGCGAAAAAGAAGAGUUGAAACAGAUAGGCCAUUAUGGGGAAGUACGCAGGCCCAUCCCAUACUUUGGCCAUCCAAUCUCCUGAGGGCCCAGGGGAAAAAGCAGGCGGAGAAGGAGGGGCUGCCAAGUAGACAAGCCAAUGUGAUGGACACAGAAAGGAUGGACAGGCUGCAUUUUCUUCCUCCCUGCUUAUUUGCCGGUGACCUCUCCGGCCUCAUCAAGAGUUUGUCCCCUUAGAAAGUUAAAGAGAAAUAAGAAGCAAAAGUGCACAACUUCAGAAGACAUGGGAGAGCAUCACUUCUCUCAUUUUAAAGAGUAUUUAAUGCUGCAUAUAUUUAUUUUUGUACGAGGGUAAGAUAAAUGCUAACCCAAAGAGGUAAGCAUUUAUCACAGUGAUCUACACUUAAUUUUUACUUGCUGUGCUUAAUAUUACUACACCUUGAACUGUGAUUAUGGUAAUCCAUCCUUUCUAGAGGACAAUCUUAGUUGCAAAGGAAGCCCUUGUUGUAUAUAUUUGAGAUAACCCGAGCAGCUGCACACAAUCCUAUCUUAUAAAGUCUGUUCUGUGAUGAAACUGGAACUCAGUCAAUCAAUUGUACAGAUCUCUCACUGUUAUAAUGAAUAUAUAGUAAAGGGGAGAUCACUUUCCUUGUUGAAGCACUGACACAACUAGGCCUUCACAACAUCAAACUGCCUGCAGAGCCUGUGGAUGUUGGGGGAGCGAGAGACACAAGAGAAAUGGUGAGCAAAGAGCCCAACCACAUGCUCACGGGCCAAACCAACGGCAAGAGCACUUUGGCGGACAAGUUGCCCGGGACAAUGACUGUACGCUCUGUGCUGCUCAAUCGAGACUCCCCAGACAUCGAGAGCCGCCUCAAGCGGCGCCGCAAUCGUACCCACCAGGUCCGCUUUAAAGACCUGGAGGAUGGCAGCAGCAGCAGUGGCAACAGUGGAACGGGAGAAAACAAUAGCCAUCAGAGGCCUGCCACAGAAUGUGACAGCCCACAUCCUCUUCGCAAACACAGCAGCAGGUCCCCCAAGCCAUGGACUGACAGGGAUGGGCUACGGACUCAGAGUCUACCUGGCCAAACCUCUGUGGUGGGGGCUGUGCGUGGGGACAUGGCAAGUACUAUAGAGGUGGUGGCUGCUUUCUUAGCCAGGGCCCCUCCUCAUCCGUUGACGCCGGGUCCUACGCGUCGAUGCUGGGCACCACCACAGACUAACUCCCUGACCUUGCCAAUGACACGCAGGCCCAGUACGAGCACCAGCACAGCCAUCCAGACCUCCCCAUGCCUGAAAAAGCCCCCGUCCCUCUCUUCCACCCACACACGUAGCCACAGCCUCGGGGACUCGGUGGGCAUGGAUGGGGAUGACGAACAUGACUCUCAAGAUGAGUACCUUACGCACAACCACGUGUUGGUGCCUGGUUCCAAGGAUCAGAACGGUCCGCCUGGGCCUGGGCCUGGGGACCGAGCUGUGGUGGAACGGAGGUCUAAAGCCUCCAGGACAGACAUUAAAUCAGCUGUUAGUGUGGUAAAAAACAGGCACAGCUGUCCCCCUUCAGUGCUUCACAACACUGAGCCAUUUCACUGCUCCGCUGUAUCCUGUCGAGAUGGCCCCAAGCGUCAGGGAAGCAGCACUCCCACUCCACUGGUCAGGAGGAGGAAGCGUCUGAACAGGACAACAAGCGAUCCCGGAAAGGAGGUGCACUACUGCACCACUCCCACUCAGACUGAAAGCCCCAGUCCAUCCCCGCCACCCUCCAAUACCAAACUCUGUACCACUCAAGUUCAAACUGAGAGCCCUUCCGCCCCUGAAAAUUCGAAGUACUGCACCGCCCAAAGUCAAACUGAGAGUCAACAUAAAUCUCCACCUUCGAGUGACAAACAACGCACAACUCCAAUUCAAACAACCAACUCUCGUCCAACCCUACCUCCAAAUGCUGAACAGUGUACCACUCAAAUACAAACAGACUGUCACCCUCCUCCAAAUCCUGAACCUUGCACCACCCAGACACAAACAUGCAGCCCCUGUGCUUCCCCAUCUCUGACAAUAUCACUGAGCUCAAUGCAAAUUCAAUCUGAGAGUCCUGUUUCUCCAACUGUGACUCAAGACCCUCCCAACACCCAAAUAACUACUGUGCCUUACUGUACCUCUCCGCCACCUACACAGACCCCUGAACACUGCGCUACACCACCUUGCUUCUCUCCAGCCAAGCCAGCUUGCACCACCCCACCUCCACCCAUAGCGCUGUCCAUUCCUUGCUCCACUUCUGCACCUACUGUUGUCCAACACCCUAUCCCCUAUUAUACUGUCGUGUCGCCACCAACAACCCCUAGCGCAGCUGUUGUCUGCUCCAGUCCUCCCUCAACUGCACCAUCAUGCCCCAUCCAAAACUGCACCUCCCCUAUCCCAAGCAUAGUAUCAUCAGCUCCCCCGACCUGUCCCACCCCUACCCCAACAGUAACCCCCAAUAUAACUCCCUCUGAGCCCAUCAGACAUCCGACCACUGCCCCAAGCGUAACACAUCAGCCGCCACACAAUGCAUCAAACGCUACACCAUGCACAUUUGUAACUCAAACUGCCCUGUCAUGCACCUCCAUAUCAUAUUACUCCACCACCCAUUCAAUUAGUCCCCACGUCCCUCUCCCAAACUCUACGUCACCUUCUUAUGCCACUCUCAUACAAACUGUGUCUCAUUGCAACAUCCCAUGUCAAGCUCUGCAAAAUACCUCUUCUGCCAACACAGGCAUAACCCCCUACUCCUCCCCGGUACCCAAAUUAAAAUCUUGCACUUCUCCGCCUCCGCUUGUGAUAACACAUGCGUCCACUCUUCCAAUUGCACAACUGUGUGCGACACCAACUAAAGCUGUUCCUCUUUAUUCUUCCACAUUUCGUGCUGCACCGCCGUACACGCCCCCCUCUCAGGCGCCCUACAACGCUCAGGAUAAGAGGGGCAUUCGACUUCCACCUCCUCCCCCGCCGCCUCCACCUUACACACCACGCAAAACGGGAAGCGAUCCACCAGGUCCUGCAAUCCGAACACCCAUGCUCAGGGCAGACAGCAGGGCCGGCAAGAAAGAUAAAGAUGAGGAGAAGGGGAAAAAGGAAGAUAUAAAAUGUACAGACUCACCCAAGCUCUGUGAGAGAGCCAGCUCUCUGAAGCACAGAGCUCAAACUCCGCCAGUUGCUGUGAUGAAGGGGGAGAAGCAGUCCUCCUCCUCUCCUGCCAAGGCCUGUUUUAAGUCCAGCUGUCUCAGCUCAGCCCAGGCUCAGCUUGGGGCGCUACACAAAAUGCUCUGCUCAGGACCCAACGCCAGGCCCAACACCCCCAACAGCCAACACACUCUCCCUCCAAACCAGCAGGGUUGCUCUGGAGCCAGGGGCUGCUGUGCUUCUGGGGAGCGGCCUAUAGCUGGGCCCCUGACUGCCACCCAGGCUGACACACUGAGACAGGUCCAGGAAAUUCUGGGAGGGCUGGUGUCUGGGGCCAGGUGUAAACUGGACCCAUCCAGGGUGACAGAAAAGCUCCUGGGCCCCAACGGACCCUUGCAUGAUAUUCGUAACCUGCAGACCCAGCUCCACAGCCUGGAGGGGGUCCUGGAGACCAGCCAGAACACCAUUAAGGUCCUGCUGGAUGUCAUUCAAGACCUUGAGAAGAAGGAAGCCGAGAGAGACGGAAGACAUUCAUACCGAACCGGACAGGACAUUGAGAACUGUGGGACCUGCAGGGACUGCGCCUGCAUCAUCUACAGUGUAGAGCAUGACUUUCGCCUGCAGGAAGGGCAGGUGGUUCGCACAUGGAAGGUGGGCGACCCUCCGGAGGGCUCGCCACAGACGCCGACUCCCCAGCCCUCCACGCCCGACCAACAAGACUCCCCUCAGCAGGUGCGACCCCCUGCCACCACCAAGAAGAACAGGAAGAAAUGCUUCUGGUUCCUCUGAGUUCUAGAGGUUGGAGAAAAAGACACUUUGAUACUACAAUGCACUGCGUGAAAAAAAACUACAAAAUGAUAAACUAUGGAGGUUUCAACUGGAGAAUUAAAAUGCAAACAUGAAACUGUGGGAGGAGAACGGGUUACAAAGGCUAUGAUGAUGUUACCGUUGGAG